Molecule: messenger RNA, 788 nt
Organism: Diorhabda carinulata
Lineage: Eukaryota; Metazoa; Arthropoda; Insecta; Coleoptera; Chrysomelidae
Gene: Mrm2
Product: rRNA methyltransferase 2, mitochondrial
Exons: 2
Coding region: 35-769 (244 amino acids)
Biological process (GO): RNA methylation
Cellular component (GO): mitochondrion
Molecular function (GO): rRNA (uridine-2'-O-ribose)-methyltransferase activity
Source: RefSeq, a predicted model, not a curated record
AUAUUAUUGUUAUAACCUAUAAAAAUUUUAAAAAAUGGGAAUGAGAUUGUUAAAAAGGUUUUCAACUUUUACACGUUUAGAAAAAAAAGUGUCACCAAAUUCUCUUAAAUCUAAAACAAAAAAUGUUAGUUCAAAACACUGGUUGUCGAGACAACUUUCAGAUCCUUACGUAGAAAAAGCUAAAUUAAUGAACUACAGGUGUCGAAGUGCUUUUAAACUAUUAGAAAUAGAUGAGAAAUAUAAAAUUCUCAAACCCGGUCAAAUAGUCUUGGAUGUAGGUGCAUCUCCGGGUUCUUGGUCGCAAGUAAUUGCACACAAAAUAAAUUCAAAUGGCAAAAACAAAGAAUUGCUCACUGGUACUGUGAUAGCAAUUGAUAAACAAAAUAUUUACCCGAUAGAAGGUGUAACAAUUUUUGGUAAUAUGGAUUUUACUAGUGAAGAGAUGCAGAAAAAAUUGAUGGAAUUUUUGGGGGAAAGAAAAGUGGAUAUUGUCGCUUCAGAUAUGGCACCAAGUGCUACAGGAAUCCGAGAUAUGGAUAACGAGAAUAUGUUGAAACUUUGUUAUAGUGUGUUGAGAUUUUCGUUACAAGUUUCUAAAAAUAGUGGAAUUAUAUUAAUGAAAUUGUGGCAGUGUGGAGAUACUAAAAAACUAGAAAAUGAUAUUUGUAGAUUUUAUAAUAAUGUCAAAGUGGUUAAACCAAAAUCCAGUAGAUCAGAUUCUACUGAAAUAUAUUUAUUAGGCAGAGAAUUUAAAGGUUUAAGAUCAUGAUAAUGAAAAGUUAUAAAAA